AUGUUCCCCAAGAAACUCUCCGACGGCCCCGCCGGCGGCUACGGGCCACCCCCGGCCACCUCCUACGGGCCACCCGCGGGCGACUACGGCUACGACUUCGGGGCCCGCUCGCCGCCGCCGGGCUCCUACUACGCGGAGGACGCCCCGCAGCAUUUCUACCGCUGGUGCUCGCCGCCGGGGCUGCUGCGGCUGCUGGCGGCCGCGGUGCUGCUGCUCUGCGUGGCCGUGUUCGCCUGCGUGGCCUCCACGCUGGCCUGGGACUACGGCUACGGCUACGGCGGCGCGCUGGCCGCCGGCCCGGGCGGCUACUACGGCUCGGGCUACUACGGCGGCGGGCUGGGCUACGGCUACGGCUACGGCGGCUACUACGGCUACGGCGCCGCCAGCCCGCGGGCGGCCAACGGCUUCAUGAUCGCCGCGGCCGUGCUCUGCUUCCUCGCCCAGCUGGGGCUCUUGGUAGCCAGCCUGAGCAAGUCCAGCGGGUCGCGGUCGCGCCGCUUUUACCUGGCGGUCACGGUGGUGAGCGCCGUGCUGGCCCUGCUCGUGCUGGUGGCCAGCAUCGUCUACGUGGUGGGGGUCAACCCGCAGGCGCAGAUGAGCGGCGGCUACUACUACAGCCCGCUGCUAGCCAUGUGCAACCAGGUGUACGCCGGCGGCGCCGUGCUCAACCAGUACCUGUACCACUACUGCACCGUGGACCCGCAGGAGGCCGUGGCCAUCGCCUGCGGCUUCCUGAUGGUGCUGCUGCUGUGCCUCAUCUGCCUCUUCGCGCACAAAACCCGCAGCAAGAUCUGGAAGUACGGAAAACACAACAUUUAUUGGGAUCGCCUCCCGGCCGGCCGCCAGGGCCCCGACGUGGAGGAGUGGGACCCCCCCUCGCCCCCCGAGGGGGAGCUGGACGCUGCCCGUCCCCCCUCCAAGCCCCCCGCCCGCCGCGGGCGCCGCCGGGGCCGGCGCCAGCCCGAGCGCGAAGGCUCCCAGUGCUCCCAGUGCUCCCAGUACGACACCGAGCCCACCACGGCCGCCGAGUCCGGCGACGAGCGCGACAGCGAGCAGUGGCACAGGCUGUACCCCCCCAUCGGCUCACCAAGCGACCGCCAGCGCUACAAGGCGGAUUUCGGGGCGGAGCUGCGGCGCUACAAGGAGCUCUGUGCCCACAUGGACGGGGUCAACGAGCGGCUGGCACAGCUGGCAGCACAGCUGGACCAGGUGCCCGAGGACAGCGCCCAGUACCAGACGUCCCCUAAACGUCCCCAAAUGCGUUCCCAGAGCCCGGAGUACCAGGAGAAGAAGCGGGAAUCCAAAACGCUCCGGAACAAACUCUUCCACAUCAAACGGAUGGUGAGCGACUACGACAAACUGCGGGGCUGAGCGCACAGCCAGCGCCCCAAAAAAGGGACAUUUUUAGGGGGACACCCCAAAAAAACCCCCCCGACCCCUCCAAAGACUUUUGUGCCUUUCUUUGGUGUUAAAAAACCCCAAAAUUCCUCGUUCUGAGCCCUCCCCAGUGCCAAGGGUGGGGGCGGCUGGUGGCAGCUGUUGGUGUGACUCCCCCCACCCCAAAAUGUCCCCAAAUGUCCCCAAAGUCUUUGGGAUCCCCCCAAGUGCCUUCCCCUGGUUGUAAAUAGGAUUUUUUAUGGGGUUUGCACUCCCCUGGCUGCCUUAAAGGGGUUUUGGGGCUCCCAAGUUGGGGUAUGGGGGAUAAAAAAACGCUUUUGGGGUUUUGUUUUUGGGGGGGACCCAAAUCCCCAAAUGUUUCCUAGGGAAUUGGUGGGAACUGUGGGAAUUGUGUAAUAUUUUUAAUUGUUUUGUAAUAAAUUAAGUGUAAUUGUUGAUUUUCA
Molecule: messenger RNA, 1841 nt
Organism: Lonchura striata (white-rumped munia)
Lineage: Eukaryota; Metazoa; Chordata; Aves; Passeriformes; Estrildidae
Source: RefSeq, a predicted model, not a curated record